CGGGGCGGCGCUCGGCGGACUCCCGGGCCGAGCGGGCCGCAGCCGCGCGCUAGAUCUCGCUGCCCGGGGCUGCCAUGGGACGGAAGCCAUGAACAGUGGUGCCCCGGGCCCCGCUGCCCCGGCCCCCUCGGCCCCCCCAGACUGGCGGCAGUUCUGCGAGUUGCAGGCGCAGGCAGCGGCCGUGGACUUCGCGCACAAGUUCUGCCGCUUCGUGCGCGAGCACCCGGCCUACGACACCCCGGACGCGGGCGCCUCCUUCUCGCGCCACUUUGCCGCCAACUUCUUAGCGGCCUUCGGGGCCGAGGUGCGCCGGGUGCUGGUGACACGGGGCCCCGACAGCACCCUGGAGCCCGCGCCCAAGGCGGUGGCAGCGGCGGCGGCUUUGCAUGGCCACUCGCGCAGCUCCGAGGACGUGUCGUCGUCAUCGGGCCCAGCCGUGCCCAAGACCCGGGUGCGCAAAGGCUUCUCGCUCCGCAACAUGAGCCUGUGUGUGGUGGACGGUGUGCGCGACAUGUGGCACCGGCGCGCAUCGCCCGAGCCCGACGCUGCCACGCCGCGGGCCACAGAGCCCCAGGCCGAGCCCCGCGACAAGUGGACCCGGCGGCUGCGGCUGUCGCGAACACUGGCGGCCAAGGUGGAGCUGCUGGACAUCCAACGUGAGGGCGCGCUGCGCUUCAUGGUGGCCGACGACGCGGCCACCGGAGCCGGGGGUGCUGCCCAGUGGCAGAAGUGUCGCCUUCUCCUGCGCCGUGCCGUGGCAGGGGAGCGUUUCCGCCUGGAGUUCUUUGUGCCCCCCAAGGCCUCCAAACCCAAGGUCAGCAUCCCGCUCUCGGCCAUCAGCGAGGUCCGCACCACCAUGCCCCUGGAGAUGCCAGAGAAAGACAACACUUUUGUGCUCAAGGUGGAGAACGGAGCCGAAUACAUCCUGGAGACUAUCGACUCGCUGCAGAAGCACUCGUGGGUGGCUGACAUCCAGGGCUGCGUGGACCCCGGGGACAGUGAGGAUGACGCUGAGCUGUCCUGCACCCGUGGGGGCUGCCUGGCUAGCCGCGUGACCUCCUGUAGCUGUGAGCUUCUGACAGAUGCAGCAGACCUGCCCCGACCUCCUGAGACUACAUCGACCGUGGUGACCGCCCCGUACGGUCGCACUCGAGAGUCAGUGGUGGAGGGCCUGACCCAUGUCCCUCUGGAGACCUUUCUGGAGACUUUGGAGUGUCCCAGCGGCUGUGGCAGCAGCGGAGACAGCAAUAUCACAGGGGAUGAGGGAGCAGAGCUGGAACCAGGGACAGAGACUCAGCUGGAACUAUCCGACUACCCCUGGUUCCACGGCACCUUGUCCCGGGUCAGGGCAGCCCAGCUGGUGCUGGCUGGUGGCCCUCGGAGUCACGGCCUCUUCGUCAUCCGGCAGAGUGAGACACGGCCUGGGGAGUAUGUGCUGACCUUCAAUUUCCAGGGCAAGGCCAAGCACCUGCGCCUGUCGCUGAACAGCCGUGGGCAGUGCCACGUGCAGCACCUAUGGUUCCAGUCGGUCCUGGACAUGCUGCGCCACUUCCACACGCACCCCAUCCCGCUGGAGUCGGGGGGCGCCGCCGACAUCACCCUUCGCAGCUACGUGCCGGCCCAGGACCCCAUGCCUGAUCCAGGACCCGCACCCGUGCCCGCGCCGCCCACCUGCUGGAACGAGCCUGCCGGCCAACACUACUUCUCCAGCCUCGCCACCUGCCCACCCGCCUCACCCUCAGACGCUGGUGGCGCCUCGUCAUCGUCAGCCUCCUCUUCUUCUGCGUCGGUGCCCGGGGCCCCGCGAGCCCCCGACGGCGCCCUGGGCGCACGCAGUCGCAGCAACAGCGCCGAGCGGCUGCUGGAGGGGUCUGGGGGCGCCGACGAACCCCCCGAGGCUGUGCCAGGCCGCGCCCGCGCUGUGGAGAACCAGUACUCGUUCUACUAGCCUAGCGGGGACCCACACUCUUCAGUGAAGACAGAACCGUGAUUAAAAAGCCUGUUUUAGGGACUGA
Molecule: messenger RNA, 2015 nt
Organism: Suncus etruscus (white-toothed pygmy shrew)
Lineage: Eukaryota; Metazoa; Chordata; Mammalia; Eulipotyphla; Soricidae
Gene: SH2B2
Product: SH2B adaptor protein 2
Exons: 9
Coding region: 89-1948 (619 amino acids)
Biological process (GO): intracellular signal transduction; antigen receptor-mediated signaling pathway
Cellular component (GO): plasma membrane
Molecular function (GO): transmembrane receptor protein tyrosine kinase adaptor activity
Source: RefSeq, a predicted model, not a curated record